Molecule: messenger RNA, 885 nt
Organism: Cynocephalus volans (Philippine flying lemur)
Lineage: Eukaryota; Metazoa; Chordata; Mammalia; Dermoptera; Cynocephalidae
Product: peroxisomal membrane protein 2-like
Exons: 2
Coding region: 1-882 (293 amino acids)
Cellular component (GO): cytoplasm; membrane
Source: RefSeq, a predicted model, not a curated record
AUGGACUGGCCAUGGUUCCAGCGGGGCUCUGCCUGCACUCCCGAUGCCAGCGGCCUCUCCGCGGGAGCCGGGGCUGGUGAGCGCGGGCUCGGUGGGUCCGCGCGGCUCGGCUCGCGGCUGGGCUUAGCGAGCUGGGGAUGCUCCGUGGACCACUCCUGUCUCUCUGCCGCCCUCUGCUGGCUGCUCGCGCGCUCCGCGGCCAGCCCGGGACGAGGCCUGCGCGGGACUCACCUGCCGGACGAGGCGGGCGCUCUCCCCCCACACGCCCAGGGCCAGGCCCGCUCUGGCAAAGCCCUGCUCCCCGGCCAGGUGGGGUCGGCACCCGGGGCGGCGCGGCGGAGGCUCCCGCGGCGGGCGCUAGCGCAGUACCUGCUCCUUCUGCGGCUCUACCCGGUGCUCACCAAGGCAACCACCAGUGGCAUUUUGUUAGCACUUGGGAACUUACUGGCCCAGACAAUUGAGAAGAAACGGAAAAAAGAAAACUCUGAAAAUCUAGACAUCAGUGGGCCUCUCAGAUAUGCGAUUUAUGGGUUCUUCUUCACAGGGCCGCUGAGCCGUUUCUUCUACCUCCUCAUGGAAAGCUGGAUCCCUUCUGCGGUUCCCUCGGCAGGGAUCAAGAGGCUCCUCUUGGACCGUCUGCUCUUUGCACCGGCCUUCCUGUUGCUGUUCUUCCUCAUCAUGAACUUUCUGGAGGGGAAGGACACGUCUGCCGUCGCCGCCAGGAUGCGGAGCGGCUUCUGGCCGGCGCUGUGGAUGAACUGGAGGGUCUGGACGCCCGUGCAAUUCAUUAACGUCAACUACGUCCCCGUGCAGUUCCGGGUGCUUUUUGGCAACCGGGUGGCUCUGUUCUGGUAUGUCUACCUGGCCUCUCUGGGGAAGUGAAGA